This is a messenger RNA of Bolinopsis microptera, 1263 nucleotides long. RefSeq lists its product as uncharacterized. The record is from RefSeq and is a predicted model, not a curated record. Lineage: Eukaryota; Metazoa; Ctenophora; Tentaculata; Lobata; Bolinopsidae. The transcript has 6 exons. Bases 220 to 972 code for a protein of 250 amino acids.
AAACUCAUUAGUGUUUCAAGUUGGUUUGUUUUGUUGGCAUACAAGGCUUUGUUACAGCAGUAUUUUGUGAUAUCUCAGUUUCUCCUGAGUUAUAGUAUUAGUAGAUGAGAAAGGGCGAAAGGCAUGAAAAUAAUCUGAAACAAUCUCAUAAUUCGAACAAGGGUGGUUGAUUUUGCUUGAUAUACAGUACAACUGCUGAUCGAUUUCCGACCUGUGGGCAUGUAUAUAAACUCCGAGAGAAGCGAUAUUGAGCUUCAAAGAGCCAUCAAGCGGUACAUAAAAGGCGAAAAACAGGAACGAAAAUGGCCAGUUUUGAGAGAAUCGAGGGUGGCAAAGGGCAGAAAGUUAAAAGUGCAGGGGAAAGAGGACGAAACGAGUUGUUUCUUUUGUACGAAAUCAAAGUCAAGGCCAAGCAGUGCAGCAUCCUCAGUUAUCCUUAGCCCUAAUGUUUUGCUUUCAGCCGGUCAGAGUUGUUUUCGCAGGUUUAACGAAAACCGUCCGAGCAGCAGAAAAGAAUGUCGACCAAAACGGCUCACAAUAGAUGGCCGCCAGACCCCUCUAGCGAUAGAAUGCUGGCAAACGAACCUGAAGAACCACCAGCUGAACCAAUCGCAACCCAGCAGUACGAGCAGCUCCCUAGUGACGAGGACUGUGCUGGAAGAUAAAUCUCAGCUUAACCGGACUGCUAGUCUGCCAAUAUUGUUGGAGAAGAAAUCUGUCGAGAUGAAACCGAGAUAUGAACCUAAAAAACCGAUUAGAAAGAGAGUCCAAUCAAGGAAAGAAGCUAAAUUAGAGCCACCACCACAAGACAAGAGCUCAGAACAGACGGAGAUUUCCAAACAACCUACAAAACUUAAUGGCACAGAUAAAGCGAUUGAUCACAGCAUCUCCGUGACUAUCACCGAUAAACGAACGAGAUCAGUUGUUAGAGCAUCCAGCGCCUCUGCUCUUAGACCAAGAAAAGCUCACUAAUAAUAAUAUGACUGAACUUGAUGAUCCAACUUAGAAUGGCUUCAUCCAUGAUACUCCAUACUUUCAACUCUACGAGCUUGGCAUCGAGAGAUUUAUCAGCUGGACUGGUCGAUCAUGACUGAACAAGAAUUUUAUAAAAAACACUCCGUGCGUACACAGAUCAAGACACGAUGUUAAACACACAGAAUACACACCGAGGACUGUGGUUGUGAGAAAAUGUGGUGAAGAACAGACCAAAAUAUUGAAUGUGAACAGUAUUUAACUUAGCAAUAACACAUCGUUUGUUUGGAA